This is a messenger RNA of Carcharodon carcharias (great white shark), 10289 nucleotides long. It is a transcript of the gene gna13a, whose product is annotated as guanine nucleotide binding protein (G protein), alpha 13a. The transcript has 3 exons. Gene Ontology annotation, cellular component: brush border membrane; heterotrimeric G-protein complex. The coding region runs from base 3 to 1148 and encodes 381 amino acids. NCBI's taxonomy places the organism in Eukaryota, Metazoa, Chordata, Chondrichthyes, Lamniformes, Lamnidae. The record is from RefSeq and is a predicted model, not a curated record. Gene Ontology annotation, molecular function: G-protein beta/gamma-subunit complex binding; GTPase activity; guanyl nucleotide binding. Gene Ontology annotation, biological process: adenylate cyclase-activating G protein-coupled receptor signaling pathway; Rho protein signal transduction.
GAAUGUUAAAGAUGGCGGAUUUCCUACCGUCCCGCUCCCUCCUGGCCGCUUGUUUUCCGAGUUGCGUCCUCACCCAGCGAGAAGCCGAGCAGCUCCGCAAGAGCAAGCAGAUCGACGAGCUCAUCUCCCGGGAUAAGACCUACGUGCGGCGGCUGGUGAAAAUCCUGCUGCUCGGGGCCGGCGAGAGCGGCAAGAGCACUUUCCUCAAGCAGAUGCGAAUUAUCCACGGCCAGGACUUCGACCAGAAGGCCAAGGAGGAGUUCAGGGGAACCAUCUACAGCAACAUCCUGAAGGGGAUCCGAGUGCUGGUGGACGCCAGGGAAAAGCUCCGCAUCCCCUGGGGGGACCCCGGCAACCAACAGAACGGCGAGGUCCUGAUGAGUUUCGACACCAGGGCGUUGACCGGGGCAGCCGUAGGCCUCAUGGAGACGCGGGUUUUCCUCAAGUACUUGCCGGCCAUCCGAUCGCUGUGGGCGGACAAUGGCAUCCAGAACGCGUACGACAGGCGCAGGGAGUUCCAGCUGGGAGAAUCUGUGAAAUAUUUUCUGGACAAUUUGGAAAGAUUAGGGGAUCCGGAAUAUCUUCCAACACAACAGGACAUUCUACUAGCACGAAGACCCACUAAGGGAAUACAUGAAUACGACUUUGAAAUUAAAAAUGUGCCCUUCAAGAUGGUGGACGUGGGUGGACAAAGGUCGGAACGAAGGCGUUGGUUUGAGUGCUUUGAUGGGGUGACUUCCAUUCUGUUCCUGGUGUCAUCAAGCGAGUUUGACCAGGUGCUCAUGGAGGACCGGCAAACGAAUCGCCUGAGUGAGUCCCUAAACAUCUUCGAAACGAUAGUCAACAACAGGGUCUUUAGCAAUGUCUCCAUCAUUCUUUUCCUUAACAAGACGGACUUGUUGGAGGAGAAGGUUAGAACUGUUAGCAUCAAGGACUACUUUUCUCAGUAUGAGGGAAACCCCCAUGAGCUCUCAGAUGUCCAACAGUUCCUGGUGCAGUGCUUUCGUGACAAACGUCGAGACCAGCAGCACAAACCACUCUACCAUCACUUCACCACCGCCAUUAAUACCGAAAACAUUCGCCUGGUCUUCCGUGAUGUCAAGGACACUAUCCUCCAUGAUAACCUUAAGCAGCUGAUGCUCCAGUGACGUCCAUUUAUUUAGUUACUUUUAACGUCUGGCACUGACCAGCUUAUACCAGAGUGAUUAUGGUUACAAAUACUUCAAAAACUUGAGGCAGCUGCUUUAAACUGCUUAACCGAAGAAUGCCAAAUUUAUUUUCCAGACUUUGGCCUUUCAAUUGCUUUUGCUCCAAGUUGGGUUUUGCUGAGGGUAUUCUAAUCCAGAGUACGCUUCAACAACCUGACAUGGUUUACGAUUUUGUUUCUUCGAAAAUGAAGAUAUGUGAAAAAUUCAAAUGCAAAGCUGCAGUGUUCAGUGUGGGGAUUGUGUCUUGUUAAUACCUGUUCUCUCCCUCUUAAUCCCCACCCUCCCCAACAAAAAGGGCUAUUACAAAGCAAAAGUCAUUAUUUAUUCAAAAAAAAUGUUUGACUAUUAUGGAAGCAGGCUAACAACAUUUUGGCCAUAAAGAGUCCCUUUGGGAGUGAAAUUUACUUUUGUCACAUUCAAAUUGUUUUCAAAAUCUUCUCAAAUGUUAAAAAUAUUGCUAUUUGGUUUGCUACUGAUAGGUGCAGUAGUCAAAGAGUGGUACAUAUAUAACCUAGUGAAAUGUGAAGCAGUCACAAUUUGUACAAGUUAGGGUUGUUAAUAUUGGAUUUAGUGUGUGAAACCUCUCCCUAAUGGAAGUUUUACAGAACUAAUACAGUAUUUGCAUAACAUUUACAAUGUUUACAUAGUAUUUUAUCAAAAUUGUACAUAAAUGCCAAAUUUCACAGAAUUGCUUCAUAAUUAUUUGGGAAUCUGUGGCCUAAUGUAAAAGUUACUCUUUUGAUUGAAUAGUGCAGGUACAACAUGCCUUACCGCCUGUCAGAUUCUAACCUAUAGUAGUAAACCAAUAUUCUGACCUAUUAUAUAGUGCUACUAUAAAGUUACUAAAACAUGACUUAUGUUCAUUGGCUCCUUUAUGAAAGCUUCUUACUUCAACUAAAGUUGUAUUAAAGCGUGAUUAAAAGCUGUGUAUGUGGCCUGUGGAUCACACUUUGAUAAAAGCACCAGUAAAUUGAUACAAUUUACAUUGUAAUAUCAAUAUUAUAAUUGAACCCAGGAGCUCUUCAAUGUAAAUUGUAGCUGAGAAAGUUGCCUUGGUACUGAGGGAUUUAAUAUUACUCUAUGGCUGAAAUAACCCUGCUGUUUAUUUAAAAUAGUAAUAACAUGAUUCCUAAAUUUAUAAUGCAAUCUGAUUAAUAUUGCCUUUCUUGAAAGAUGAGGUGUAUUUCGUAUGUUCAUAAAUUAGCUUCCACAUUCUUAAAAAAACUGCAACAUGUCAAAAUACAUUUUUGCAGUGCUGAUCAUGGAUAAGAUACUUGCUUUUUAAACAGUUGUACUUUUAUAAUUGGUUUUAAAUACGUCCUGUUUGAAUUCAGGAUUAGAAUUCACUAGACUAUCUGCAAACCCCUUUUCAAUUGGUCAAUAAUUACUAACAGAAGCCUGACUAAAUCUAGCAUUGUACAAUGUAAGUGCAAAGCAUUCUCUUUUUAACUUUUUUUUACAAGUUAGGAAUUGUAAUAUUGGGUUUAGCAUGUGAAACCUUUAAAUGAUAAUUGUAAAUUACAAAGAACCAGACCUACACCACAAUUGUGGGUUUCUGAAUUGCAGCAUUCAUUCAAACAACUGUUGUGCUGACUUAAUCUAUUUCAGCAGUAAUGCAUUUAUUUAACCGUUACCUCUAUUAAUAUUGGGGCUGUCAGACAGUGGUAAAUUCUAAUCCUGGUGUACCUUCGGUGCCACGCCUUUACACGAUUACCUGUCUUUGUUAAAUAACAGGCUUGCCACAGUUAUAUAGUAAUGUGUUGCUUAAUGACAUCUGUUUGAAUAGUUUUAUAAAUUUACAAAUAUUUUUAAAAUGUUCUUAUGUCAUGUUUAAUGUUGAUUUCUAUCCAAACUUGGUGCAUAAUAUUUGUCACUAUAGCAUAUGCCAAUCCGCGCAGCCAGUUCCACCCAGGUUUUGUCUGUCAGUGGCUUCAGUCAAAGGUUACCAUCCAAUUCAGUGAUGCUAAGCCUCCAGUAAUUUCUAAGACUAGCUGGGACUGAGUUGAAAUGGAAAUUCAGAAUAUAGAAUUAAAAAAGCAAAUUCAAGGAAAUGCUCAGGUCAGACAGCAUCUGUGGAGUUAAUGUUUGAAGCUGAUGGCCUUUCUGGUGAAAGGUCAUCAAUCUGAAACAUUAACUCUGUUACUCUCUCCACAAUUGCUGCCUGACCUGCUAAGUCUUAUCAGAAUUUGUUUUUUAUUUCAGAUUUCCAACAUCAGUAUUUUUGCUUUUGUAUCAGAAUUUGCAGUUAUUUGGAGUCCUCUGUAUGAUGAGAAGCAAAGAGAAAACCUAUGGCUGAUUUGUGUGCACCAGCACCUAAAGGAAUCCUGUAGCUCCUUUUUUUGGAAAAAUAUUUUGCAAUUGUCUGUUAACAAAGUUCAUACAAACUGGAGGCAAAAUUUAUUAUUGGUCUGUUAAACUCUUCCAUUGCUUCCAAGCCUUUAUCAAGACAGAAUUAAUGCAGUAUUUCCAGAAUUUUAUUAAAUGUAUUGGUCAUUGAAAAAAAGCAAUAUAUGUUCAUUAAUGCCCUAAGUGACUGUGUAUACAGUGAAGAAAAAGGUUUGGGAAGAACCACGUCCUGAAGGAAACCUUUGCUGUAUCUCCUACUUUAAAAUACCUUGUUAUGGCAUAGUCUACAGAAGUUAAUAUAAUGUACUGUGAAGUAUUCGGCUGUUGAGACUGGAGUAACUGUACCACAGUCUAUAUGAUUAUCAAACUGCAUUUUACAAUAUCUUGCUAAAUAUACUGUGCCUACUAUGCAGAAAUUUUAUGCUGACAAGAAUGCAGGAGCCUUAAUUUUCCACUAAUUACUACAGAUGCGUGGAAAGGGACUGGAAACUAGGUUCUCAUCUGGUCCGAUCUUGAGACAUCACAAAAUAACCACAUGCUCAAGCUACCUUAAGUUAUCACUUGUGCCAUUAACCAAUUACAGCAAUCCUUAAAUUGAACAAAUAAUGUGUGUUAAAAUACUGAAUUAUCUGUAGCUUUUCUUAAGAAUCUAGAAUUAUGCAUGUUCUAACAUAAUAUACAUUCCAUUUUCUCUCACCUUUUAAGGGCUUGUGUUGGGCCACUGUGUCUCUGAUAUUUACUCCAUGUGGCCACUUUAUGUGAAUCUGAAGAAACAGUAAACACCGUAAGGCCCUGGCAGCUGAGUUGGAUCCUCUUCUCAAUGUCACAUGUACACUUACACCCCUGCUCUAAGUCUACCUUUGGGCACUGAAGGAAUGGGAUCCAACCCAGCUGUAUUUGUAAUGGUGUUUCUCUCCCUUUCAUUACCCUGGGAUGCUGUGUUCAUUUGUAGCACCUUCUGUUGAGAUUAUCUCCUCAGGAGUGCUAACACUGUAGAAAAACAACUUUCCACACUAGUGCUAUCUAUUGUUAAGGCCACAGCAACAAACCAACUUUAUGAAAUUGACUGUUGAAAGCUUUGUUACCUUCGGUAAGCAAGUGUAAUCAUCUAUUCGUUUGUGAGGCAGUGAAGGUAAGGAACUCAAGAAUGUUCUUUUAAUUUUCUACUGAUCUUUACCUGAUGUAAAACAUUUGAACGUGAACUUGUAGUCAUAAGUUUGUGAAAUAUGUUCCUCUGAGCAGAAUCAAUUUUUGUUCAGUGUACAGGAAUUUAUCUUUUGAGUGCCAUUGUGUGGUGCAUUACAUUGCACUGCUGCUUGCAUGCUGUCAUGCUUAGCCAUGUGAAAACUGCAAAAAGGAUUCCUCCAGCACUAUACACAUUAUUUGAUUGACUAUUUGGUUUUAGACAGAAAAGCUGAGUGUCCCUUAAUUUUUGUAAUGUGAUAAAUUGUAAGCAAGUGGUUCUGUUAAAGCUGUUAUGGUAGCCAGUUAGCAGCUGCUUAAUUUGUGAAUCAUGACACUUAAACAUUUUACCCCCUCCUGUUUUCUUUGCAAACAUGUAAGAGCCUCAACUAAUGACUUCUGACAAAGUGCAGAAGUAGAGAGACUUCCUGGUGGACUUUUUGCUGAAUUUUGUGUUUCAUUUCCAAAAAAUGCUGUCAACUUGUUUGUUCUUUAAGUGGUUUUGCCAGAAAUUGAGGAUUAAGUCAGUCAACACUUGCAUUCCAAUUUUCAUCUUCUAUUGUUUUUCACAUAAGUACACUUUUUUAAUGAAGCCACUAGAUUUAGUCCUGCACCUUCACCUCCCAGAGUAGAUGUUAGUCCUAUGUUAUGGUGAAACUGGGUAGCAGAUGUUUCACUUUUUGAAAAUAGGAGUGCCUAGUAUUCUUGAUGUUUCAUUUACUGUUGAUUUAAAACAUAUUAUGGAAGCCUGUUUCUGAUUACAACAUUCCUUUGAGCCCUUCAUUAAUUCAGACAUUUUCUAGUGACUGUCUAAAUUGUUAUUUCUUUCUAUUCGAUUUUCAAGAUCACUUUAGUAGGAUGAGUCAUUAAGCUUCUUGAUCUAAAACGAUUGCACUCCAUUGCUUUAGGUUUCUUGGGUAGCUAAUGAAUAAUGAAUAUCUUGAGUCACUCGGAGUGUAUCCUUUGGUAUAUAUUUGAUCACAAGUUUCUUUUAUCACUUCUAAUUCUGUUUCUGCAAUGACUUUUGGAUGUUUUGCUGUUAAUUCAUCUAUGCCAGGAGCUUUUCCUGUACUCAUCAAUUUCAAAGCAUUUUUUACCUCUACCACAAUGUUUCGUCUUUCAUUUGCCUCUGUAUCUUGAGGAUUCCCUCAAUUUGGACAAUCAUACAGUUCACUUAUAUUCUAUCCAUCUAUUUGUUGCUCCAUCCCUUUUAAACAAUAUUUUACCAUCUUUUAUGCACUCACAAUCUGUUGUUAUCCCUUUCUAUCUGUCAAAGAUUUCACUUUCUGCUGCAUCACACUCAAUCUUGUGAUUUCUUUCCAGCUCCAAUACUUCAUGCAUCUCAUUAUGCUAUUUCUCUUUAGCCUGCCUGCAUGCAUUCUUUAUUUUCUUUUCAAUUUCUUCGUAUUCAGGUGUGUUUUAUUUUCCUUUUCUAGCUCCAAACCUGGUCCAUUUCUAUCUUCAUGCUAGUAUCUAAUCUGUAAUUCACUUGUCUUUUCUGUUUUAGUAAUAUUUCCUUUGCAGCAUGUUGUAUACUCUUUUUUUGUUUUUCCAUUUGCUUUCUAUUUCUUGUUCCGAGACCUCUGUUCCUUUUCUGUUCAAGUACUGAUGAUCAACAAGUGAGCAGCAUUUAUUUAACUGUUUUGCCAUCUCAGUUUUAUCUAGAUUGUAACUAGAUGGCAUCCUACUUUAGCCACUUCCAUGUGGACUUGCUUCACUGUCAUUUUAUACAAAUCAAAAGAAAUUUUGUUUGGGAGUGUUCUCUAUUAUUUGGCUUAUUUGUAUAGGUUCCUGUUGUAUUUGCAUGCAGUGAUUAAUGAAAUGCACUUUUCCAGCAAACUUGAGAAGUUAGAAGGGUUAGAAAAUUAAUUUUCUCAUCUUAAUAUACCAGUACAUUGCAAUAUAUAUAGAAAUAUAUAUAAACCACAACAAUCUUAAAUAUAACAUCUAAUUGUGUUUAUAGUUAUUUUCAGAAAGCUGAUUCUGAUCCUCAGAAAUAAAAACAGAAAAUGCUGGAAAUACUCGGCAGGUUAGGCAGCAUUUGUGGGUCAGUGACGCUAAGUUCCUUGUGCCUGACCUGCCAAGCAUUUCCAGCAUUUUCUGUUUUUAUUUCAGAAUUCUAGUAUCUGCAGUAUUUAUGCUUUUGUCGUCUUUACCAGCACUGAGUUAAACCAACAAGCUCAGUUGCUUGCUGUAUAAUCUAGUGCUUUUACUUUUUUUAUUUAAUUCCAAAUUGAACUUUUAGUUUAUUCUUUUCUAUCUUUAGUGGUGCAAGGCCAAUAUAUUAACUGCAGUAUUGCAAAGUGCCAUUAACAUUUUAAUAAACUAGCAGUAGCAAAUUCACCUGUAUUUGUGUCUCAGUAAUGUUUGGGAAAUUGUGUAUACACAAACCAAUGUCUACAAGUCUGUAAUAAAGCAACUACAGAAACAGGUUCAGUAGACUUCUGUAUAGGUUGAGAACACCAUCUUUAGAAAUGUUGCAUCUGUACUGUACAAGUUGCUUUCAGUGAAAACUUGUUGGAUGAAACAAUGAAAACAUUGUGGAAUCUACAGUCUGUGAGUACUGUAAUAUAGAAAUACAGAAUUAUAUUUGAAACAAUUACUUUGUCAAGGGCUAUAUCGUAGAUUUUACUUCAUCUAUGGAAAUGCUAAUGUCACUCGAGUUUGAACGACCUUGAGAAGAGUAUCAGGUCAUUUGGGUUGCAGGGUGAUUUUACAGACAUUAAAGUAGAAAUCUUGCACCUUGUCAAGGACAACCCAAACAAACGACUUAUGUAAAAAUUUAAUUUCAUAAGUCACAACAGACGAAUGCAAAAUGAUAUCAGUUCCUAAAUCUGCAUGUAGCAUCCUGUUGUGCCUUAAAAGAGCACUCAUGUCUACAAGCUAAACUCUGACUCAAAAAUGCCCCCACCAAAAAAAAAAUGUGCAUGAAGUGCAGCAGAAAUUGAGCUGUGGAAGUAUCUGUUUACCUUGCCUUGAGAUAACGAAUCAGGUUUGGAUGAGUUCAUAAGUUAUGUCCCUCUAGAAUGGAAUUCUGACCUACAAGUGGUGCCAGUUUGAAAAAUCCAAGAUGGCAACACAUGAGAAUGCUUGUAUAUGUUUGUUUGCAGGUUAAUGUAUAAGUUGCAUAUGAAGCUGCUGAAACUUGUGCACGGGCGAUGCUCAGCUUGCUGUUGCUAUGUUUCAUUCAAUGAAAUGGUAGUCUGUUCAUCUGUAGAAUUUUUUUCCUGUGUUUUAGAUUUUCCCUUCUGAAGGUACUGAUUUUUGUUGAGGUACUAUUUCAUGGAUGCCACCAGCCCUCUGGCACCCUGCCUUAAUGAUCACACGUGUGUGAGCAUAAAUAUGUUGAGGACUAUUCUAUAGUGGCAUCCUGGCUAAACCAGAUUGCACACUCUAGUGUUCCUGGAAUGUGGUUCCAGGGUUAUGAUCGCUUGGUUUGUAAAAUUCAUGCAUUCAACUAUUGAAUUGUCAAGGAAAUUUUAAUCUCUUUAAUUGGCAUUCUCAUUUUUUCCUGCACUGAAAUUGGUAAGAAUAAAAAAAACUGCAAAAAAGAAGCAACUUGAUAGCUAAAGGGCCUAUUGUUUAAUCUCUGUCUUUUGUUUCUCUCUUCCCUCCCCACAAUUGUAUCUCCUGUCUAGAUACUGAUAGAUGCUAGGAUGUGUAUUUUUCUAAAUAAAAAACAGAAAUGCUGGAAAUACCUAGUGAUCAGACAGUAUAUGUGGAGAGAGAAACUGUGGAAUAUUUCAAUUUGGUGAUCUUUUGUUAGAAUCUUUCUGGCAAAAUGUCAUCAACCUCAAACAUUAACUCUGUUUCUCUUCUACAAUGGCUGUCUAACUCAGUGUUUCCAGGAUUUUCUGUUCUUUUUUCAGACUUCCAGAAUUGUCGUGUUUUGUUUUGUGUUUUUCUGAAUGCUGGAAACCUCAUUCUUGCUAAGUAACCAUUUUGCAUCUGUUGACUUGAAUAGGCUAGUCAACCAUGACAGCAUCACAGUUAAAACUUAUUCCUGUCAUCACAUGAUGUGCAAUUUCCAGCAAAAGUCACAAGUUAGUCCUCAGUCAUGGAUGCAUAGGCUUUUUUUCUUCCUUUUUUAGUCAAUUAUGAAGCCCCCAGCUGAGAUCAAAUACCUCAGCACAGACUGGGAGUGAAACCUGGGACCUUUAAGCCUCUGAUUUAAUGCUACACCAGAUAGUGCCUUUAUUCAGGACACACAAGGGAGGUUCCUCCAUACUUAAAUGUGUUUUGUAAAUGAGAUGGUAUAGAUAACUAGAAGUAUUCAAUAUAUAUGUUACUCUGUAUGAAAAAGGUUUUAUUUUAAGACAUCUGCUUAGUCCCUUGGUAUUCUGUUAGUAAGUAAACUGGGAUCUGAAUUCUUGGUUGCGUUGGAGGGAAAGAUUGCAUUGUUUUGAUGAGAAACUUCUUACCUUAAAUUGUGCAUUGCUUGUAUAUUGCCAAACUUAAUGGUUUAAAACACUGUAUUGGCCUCUCAUAGUACCAGAAACUACCUGAAUUUUACAUACUUUAACAGCACCCAUUAAAAUAGCUGGAAAAAAUCAUCUAGAUUGACAGGAACAAUAAGAUAAGCAGAGGAAGGUUAAGGACAUUUUUUUGUUUUAGCCCCUAAAAGAGCAUUUAUUUGGCUACAGCCCUUUAUAACUAGGUCUGCAUUCCUAUACCUGGCAAUUUCCCCAGUUAUAAAAGCCCUUAUAAUAAUUUCUGGUGUGUCUAGUAAUUCAUAUCUUCAUCCAUUAAUGUCUUUGAAGCACAAUUGGCGUAGUAUUCAAUUAAAAUUUGGUAUGAAUGAAUUGAGUUGGUUCAAAUAUGAUGUAUAAUGUCUGGGAUAAAGCAAUCACACCAUGUUUUUCAGUUGUGACUCCGACUGGAAGAAUUCAUAGGCUUUCUGUACGUUUUGAUGUGUGCCUACAUGGUCAUACUGCUUUGUGUAUAAAAUUUAUUAGAUUUUAAAUUAAAUUAUUAAAAUUUAUUAAAUUUUAGAAGCAUGCACAUUUUUACAACCGCCUGUACAAUAGACUCCAUUAGUUGAGUUGAAUUCUUAUCUAUCCCUUGAUAAUUUCAGUGGCAUUACUUGAAUUGAAAAUAUUUCGAGCAACAGCAUUGAAUUUGUGGAAAAUCUGCUCUUGGCACAGGGAUUAGUUCAACAAUCAUGGUUAAAAAGCAGCAAAACUAGUUAAACAGUGCUUUAGCUAAAAGUAUCAUUUUAACUGUUCAUUUAAAAGUAUUGUAUAGGAAAAUUGUUGUGGUUUUAUAUAAACGCAUCUUCAUGGAUUUGGGGGAAAUGGACUAAAUCCUUUACAUCAUUUUGCUUUUACUUUGUUGUAUAUUUUCUUUUGUUCAGAAAUGACAGUAAAUUAUUCAGAUUGGAAAGCUGAGAGUACGUUGCUUGUUUUGGUUUAAUGCUUUAGUUACUAAUAGUGAUGCUGUUCCCAUUAUACUGUAUUUGUAUAUUGCUCUGUACAUACAAUGCAGAAAGUGUCUUUGCAGCCAAUAAUGCCUUGUAUAAAUUUACUGACGUGUAUUAAACACAUUUACAACUUC